This is a messenger RNA of Daldinia caldariorum, 1977 nucleotides long. Its product is annotated as P-loop containing nucleoside triphosphate hydrolase protein. Gene Ontology annotation, cellular component: mitochondrion. Gene Ontology annotation, molecular function: ATP hydrolysis activity; ATP binding. NCBI's taxonomy places the organism in Eukaryota, Fungi, Ascomycota, Sordariomycetes, Xylariales, Hypoxylaceae. The transcript has a single exon. The record is from RefSeq and is a predicted model, not a curated record. The coding region runs from base 1 to 1977 and encodes 658 amino acids.
AUGCGCUUCCCUUCAAGUCGUCCACCGGUAAUUAAUAUUACCAAUGGCACUUUUUAUCGCCAUCAUCCAGGGGCGAGCUCCAUAAACCCGAAUCCCGCCCUAUUUAGAAACUUGAAUUUCACACUCCCAUCUGCUACGGAGCCACCGACGCAUUGGUAUGUAGUUGGUCCGUCCCUCAGUGGGAAAACAACUUUUCUAGAACUCCUUAAAGGAAGCCACCUCUGCUUUCCCCCAACUGCACGGAGCUAUCCUUAUUUAUCUACGGACGCAGUACCUCACAGGUUGAGAGUACCGCACAAAGCUAUUCGAUAUGUAGGAUUCAAUAACGAUGGCUUCAACUCCAGCGUCACCACCUCAGCAUAUUUAUCCGCCCGAUACGAAUCUAAGCGUGAGAUUACCGAUUUCUCACUUCGAGAUUUCUUGCUGGGUAACACCGAGCUUAACCCGUUGAAAGCAUCGUCGGAAGAUGAGCUAGACCCUGCUUUACUAGAUCGGGUAGUAAGAGAUCUGAAGCUAUCUCAGCUGCUAGAUCUACCCGUCGCAUUUCUGAGCAAUGGCCAAGGACGGAGAGCUCGAAUCGCCAGGGCUCUUCUCACCGCACCAGAAGUCUUGUUACUCGACGAGCCGUUUAUGGGUCUGGACCCGCCUACAGUGGCCGGGCUAAGUCCGCUUUUGCACCAGUUGGCAAGCAAGGCUAGCCCGAGGUUAGUAUUAAGUGCUAGACCGCAAGAUCCCAUUCCCGAUUGGAUCACCCACCUGGUCUACUUGAGGGGCGAUUGCCAGGUAGGAGCGAUAGGUGAGAAGGAAACGGUGUUAGAAGAAUUGAGGGGUUAUGUUCGACGCGUAUGGAACGGAUCCUCGAAAGAAGACGAAAAUCUGCCGGUACAUAGUCUCGUGCAAACGGGUAGAAUACUAACUGCCAAGGGGAUACAAGGAGAACCCUUGAUGGGCGAAGAUGCUUCGAAAGGUGAGAAGUCAACAAUUGCUGGAGAUACGGACGUACCAAGGAAUAUUGGAGAGCCCGUUGUGGAGAUGAAUGGCUGUAAGGUCCAAUACCGCGGUAAAGUCGCCCUUGGAAACUGGAAGCAACAAAUAGACGGUGAAGAGCGAGAAGGGCUUCUAUGGACUGUCCGAAGGGGAGAGCGGUGGGGUGUAUUUGGGCCCAACGGUUCAGGCAAAACAACAAUUGUUUCCCUUAUAUGUUCUGACCAUCCUCAGACUUAUUCACUUCCUAUAAAGCUCUUUGGUAGAAGCAGAUUACCAGAGCCCGGAUCUGGCGAAUUGCCCUUAACUUUCUGGGAUAUUCAAUCCCGAAUUGGACAUUCGAGCCCUGAAAUUCACCAACACAUACCCCGAAACCUCACGGUUAGACAGGUAAUAGAAAAUGCGUGGGCGGACACGUUUCGCUCGAAAGCUAAACUCGACAGCCAAUCCAACGAAAAGGUCGAAGCUUGCUUACGAUGGUUUGAAGCUGAGUUGAACCCUGCUUUUGUAAGGCAUCCGGAGUCGACCUCGAAUGAUGCGCAGAAGGCUACCAAUUUGCAGUGGGCCGACCGCUACAUGUUUGGAGAAUUAUCCUUCUCGGCACAGCGAGUCGCGCUCUUCCUACGAGCCAUUAUUAAGAACCCAGACAUCGUCGUCUUAGAUGAGGCGUGUAGCGGUAUGGACGACGGCGUCCGGAAUCGCUGCCUACUCUUCCUCGAGCACGGCGAGGAAAAGACGUAUUCGAAACUCGAAGAUGGCUCGGAAAUUGUAGUCCCGAGCGAAGCAUCGAAGUCAGAUACUGUCAAAGUCCGGGGUCUCAACAACAACCAGGCUCUAAUAUGCAUUAGUCAUGUCAGAGAGGAAAUACCAGACUGCAUCAGGGAGUGGAUAUGUCUGCCUGAAGCUAAUUCAGGACAACCUGCCAGAUUCGGUAUCUCCAAGGCACCUCUCGGACGCGACGAAAACAGCUGGAGACAGAUAUGGGGCAUGUGA